Messenger RNA from Theileria parva strain Muguga, 1299 nucleotides. RefSeq lists its product as uncharacterized. The record is from RefSeq and is a predicted model, not a curated record. Bases 187 to 1299 code for a protein of 370 amino acids. The transcript is spliced from 5 exons. NCBI's taxonomy places the organism in Eukaryota, Apicomplexa, Aconoidasida, Piroplasmida, Theileriidae.
UGAUAAAACGAUGAAGAUAAAUUAUAUCGGGGUUUUUUAUUAAUAAACCUAAAAUAAUAUUAGAAAAUUGAUGUUUGAUAAAUUUUUAUGUUGAGAAGACGUAAAUAAUUGAUUUUGUAAUUAACACCUAUCAUACAUUUGAUUCCAUCUUUAAUCCCUUUAAAUAUUUAUUAAAUAUGAGAUAUUAUGUUCAUAUUCCCUUUAUUAUUAUUAAUUUUGAGUCCUCUUUGUUUUUCAUAUCUUCUCCGCAAUAAAACUCACACACCGUUUACACAUUUUAAAUCGCAGUCCUAUGACGAUUCCGCCUUUAGAACACCGCUUCCAGGAGAAGAAAUCAGACUACCCAAAGUUAAUGAACCUUCCGGUGAAAUUCUGUUAGAUAGGCCUUUGAUUGAGAAGGUGGCCUAUCUGAGAACCUUCAUUGAAAGUAUAGAGAUAAACAGAGGUAAAAAGCCGGAUAAUGAAGAAUGUGAGCAGACAGAAGAUAAGGAUUCAAAUGUACAAAAUUCUGAGAAUGGAAACAAGAUUGUUGAAAUUAAUGAAGAGAACUUGGAACCAAUAAGGGAGCUGUUGGCCGAGGAAGACCUCUUGGAGGAAGUUCUAUCCAACGCCUUUUUUACGUAUAAAAAUAGUAAAGAUGGUGAAUCGAUUCAAAGACUUCAAGCAAUCGCAGAACAAAUAGUACCAAUAGCUUCUAAACUUAGAAAAGAAAAGUCAGAACUAAACAUUAGCAGACUGAUAGCAUGUUAUAUGAACGGAGAAGAGGAUUUGGACAAGGUUCUACAUGAACUUCAGGAGAAAAGAGCUCUUGAUAAGUAUUUAUUGAAAAGAUUGGAUGAGUUAAUAAACUUAACUGCUAAGAAAUACAGGAUAAGUGAUAGUCACCCAGCAGUUUCAGAGGAGUUUCUGAAGGUUUUAAAGGACAGGAUAGCUGCAGAAAGAAUAACAUACAUCAGAGGAACAGAUGUGUAUGUUAAAACUCUGGCACGGUGUUUUACAACAGAAGAUGAGGAAGAUUGGAACAUUAUCAUAAAGGAAAACAUAAAAACGAUGGAAGAAUUGGAGGAGUUCUAUGAAUGGAUCCAAGAUGGGAUAGAAUAUUGCAGAAAAAACAACAGAAUGAUGGAUAAAGUGGAAAUAAUGGAGAAGAUAAUUCCAUUGGUUGUAAGACAACAUCCAGUAUGGACUCCGAGAGAUGAACACAUAGAAUAUGAGGAAAAUCCAAUGGAUGAAGAAAAGUAUAAGGAGUACAAAAAGUAUCUUGAAGGGGACUAUUUUGAAAAGAAGGGACUAAACUGA